CACACGCACAGUUCCCAGGUGGGAGCUGUGGAAGGAAGCAGGAGGAGGGGGUUCAAAGAUCCAUGAUCUGUCUGUCUCCUUCCUUCUUCAGCCAUGUUUAUCACUGUGAUGUUUGGAGCUGGUUGUCAGGUGCUGGUGAACACCUGGUGCAGCCUUGUGACCUUCAUUAUGCAUCUGAAACAGAAAGUUCAGGUCCCCCCAGAAGUAACCAUUGCUCUUCUGGCUGAAGACGGGCAUCUGGUGAGGCUGGAAGAGGGGAUCGCCCAGGCCCCCUCCAUGGCCUGUUCCCUGCUACAGGAGCAAGGGACCUAUGUCCUGGUACAGAUCACUGGAGGGAAAGAUGGCACUCCCACCCACUACGAGUCCCUACUGGACAACCUAGAUGACCACUGUCCCGAGUUAGCAGAGGAGCUGUGUUGGCUGUCCGGCUUUCCAGCCACAAGCAACAGUCAUCGAAGACGCCCAGGCAUUCGGCGUGGCCACCGGGAACAAGGCCCCCCUUCAAGGUCUCGAAGGCUGGUCUCCCUACCAUCUAGAAACCGCUAG
Peromyscus eremicus (cactus mouse) is the source of this 546-nucleotide messenger RNA. Its product is annotated as chromosome 16_21 C22orf15 homolog. The record is from RefSeq and is a predicted model, not a curated record. NCBI's taxonomy places the organism in Eukaryota, Metazoa, Chordata, Mammalia, Rodentia, Cricetidae. The coding region runs from base 94 to 546 and encodes 150 amino acids. The transcript has 5 exons.